UCACGACUAGAUAAGGAAAUUGGUAGUGUGCCGGCGCAGUAGUAAAGAAGGUUUCUUUAUUUUCCUAUAUUCACUCUUUUUCCAUCGUACACCAACAAACUCUCACCACCAUGUCCACGUUAUCCAACGCCUUUUCCAGCACGUCCACCGCGACGGCCGUUGUGGUGCCCGGACCACCCGUUCAAGAGAUCAGCUAUUCGAAGCUCUACGCCGAUGUCUUGUCUUUUCAGAAGAAGCUUGCGAAGUUAGGGAUUACGCCUGGUGCUGCUGUUUCGAUUGCGAUUCCGAAUAAUUAUGCCUUCAUUGUUUCAUUCCUGGCUUCGGCGUGGCAGAGAGGGAUUGCCGCGCCUUUGAAUCCGGCGUACAAGCAGAGCGAAUUCGAGUUCUACAUCGAUGACCUGUCAUCAGCGCUGGUGUUGGUUCCUCAGGGUCAGGCAGAUGGGCCUGCGGUGAAGGCUGCGAAGAGAUAUAACGCUGCUGUGGCAGAGUGCUAUCAAGAUGCGAAGACUGGGGAGAUUGUGUUGGAUGUUAAGGACAAUGGCAAGCUUGCUGAAAAAGGAAAUGUCACAUUGGAGAAGGCUCAGCCGGAAGAUACUGCGCUUGUGCUACAUACGUCGGGCACGACAGGCAGACCGAAGGCUGUUCCUCUCUCCCACCGCAACCUGACUAGAACCAUGCUUAACAUCAAGAACACCUACGAACUUUCUCCGGCCGACCGCACAAUGCUUGUCAUGCCGCUCUUCCACGUUCAUGGCCUCUUAGCCGGCUUCCUCGCACCCCUCGCCUCAGGUGGCUCCGUCAUCGUGCCAGGCGCAUUCUCCGCCAGCACAUUCUGGAACCAAUUCGUGACCCAUAAGGCCAACUGGUACACAGCCGUCCCAACGAUUCACCAAAUUCUCCUCAAAACGCCCUCUGCAUGGCCCAACCCAAUGCCCAACAUUCGCUUCAUUCGCAGCUGCAGCAGCCCUCUUAGCCCCAAGGUUUUUCACGACCUCGAAGCGGCGUUCAAAGCUCCCGUUCUAGAAGCCUACGCCAUGACCGAAGCCUCUCACCAAAUGACAUCCAACCCACUUCCCAGCAAAGGAAAACGCAAGCCGGGCUCCGUCGGCAUCGGCCAAGGCGUCGAGGUCGUCAUCCUCGACUCCGAAGGCAAGAAACUUCCUCGUGGCCAACAAGGCGAAAUCUCCAUCAAAGGCACCAAUGUCACAAAAGGCUACAUCAACAACGAAAAAGCCAAUCAGGAAGCUUUCACUCCCGAGGGCUACUUCCGAACCGGAGAUCAAGGCUAUCUCGACGAGGACGGAUACGUAAUCAUCACGGGCCGCAUCAAGGAGCUCAUCAACAAAGGAGGCGAGAAGAUCAGCCCGAUCGAGUUGGAUAACACCUUGGCGCAAAAUCCUAAGGUUGCCGAGGCGGUAUCUUUUGCGAUUCCGGACGACCUUUACGGACAAGAUGUGGGCGUUGCCAUCGUGGUGAAGGAAGGACAGAACUUGUCAGCAGACGAGCUGGUUCAGUAUAUGAAGGAGAAGGUGGCCAAAUUCAAAGUACCGAAGAAGGUCUUUUUCGUGAAGGUCAUGCCAAAGACUGCGACUGGCAAGAUUCAACGGAGGAAUAUUGCAGAUGCGAUGUUGAAAUCCGAGGGACAAGUCAAAGCGAAGCUGUAAGGAAAUAUCGGGGGUCCAUACUCCUGUUCUUGGCAUGUUUUUUUAACAGCAGAGCUGCGAAGCUAAUCUACUUCAUCGGCAUUCUAAUGGCGCUCUGGAAUGGGAAGAUUUGCAUCUGUUCAAUAUUCACAUUAGCAUAGGAAUCCAGCAUGGGUAAUACGCGACCGCCUCGGCAAGCACUUAGUGACAAACUCACCUUCUCAGC
Molecule: messenger RNA, 1869 nt
Organism: Cercospora beticola
Lineage: Eukaryota; Fungi; Ascomycota; Dothideomycetes; Mycosphaerellales; Mycosphaerellaceae
Gene: PCS60
Product: Pcs60p
Biological process (GO): fatty acid metabolic process
Molecular function (GO): medium-chain fatty acid-CoA ligase activity
Source: RefSeq, a predicted model, not a curated record